Mytilus californianus (California mussel) is the source of this 2022-nucleotide messenger RNA. RefSeq names its product G-protein coupled receptor GRL101-like. Bases 1 to 2022 code for a protein of 673 amino acids. Lineage: Eukaryota; Metazoa; Mollusca; Bivalvia; Mytilida; Mytilidae. Gene Ontology annotation, biological process: G protein-coupled receptor signaling pathway. The transcript is spliced from 9 exons. Gene Ontology annotation, cellular component: membrane. Gene Ontology annotation, molecular function: G protein-coupled receptor activity; protein binding. The record is from RefSeq and is a predicted model, not a curated record.
AUGGCAUGUGUGAGAGAAGGUGGUCACCUUGUCAGUGUCAAUUCGGAAGAGGAAAUGACAUUUGUUCAUCAGCUGUUGUUUACAAUAUCUGAAGCUGGACGUGCUGACCAAGUUUAUAUAGUGACAGAUGACGAAAUAAAAGUACUAGGCGAUUCAGGUUCAUCAUCUUUCAAUCAUUCCAUGUUUACAUGUGGAAAUGGUGAGAUCAUAUCACAGCUAGCAGCUUGUGAUUCUUAUAAUGAUUGUUCUGACAAUUCUGACGAAAAACAUUGUGGUACAGAAUGUUCAAGUUCCCAGUAUCAAUGUGCAGAUGGUUCAUGUAUACAUUUAACUUUCUACUGUGACCACAUAAAUCACUGCAAUGAUGGAUCAGACGAACAACAUUGUCAAUGGAGAAGUUGUAAAGACGGAGAAUGGAAGUGUGGCAACAAACAAUGCAUUCCUUCAGCUAAUCGCUGUGACGUCACAUGCGAUUGUUUUGAUGGAUCAGAUGAAAUUAAUUGUGAAACUUGUAGUUUAAACAGUUAUCAAUGUUAUGAUAAAUCAUGUAUCAGUAAAGAUCGUGUAUGUGAUGCUGUAGCUGAUUGUCCUGGAGGAUACAAAGAAGACGAAUAUGAAUGCACUGAUAGUUUCAAACAGACAUCGUGUGAACAAUGGUGGAUCAUCGGAACAAGAUUAAACGGGAUGUACUUUAUAGAUCAAGGAACAGAAGGAAAUUUGACCUGUCCUGGAUUAUAUAGAUGUCAACAGUCAACCACUUGUUUGUUAUUUGAUGAGGUUUGUGACAACAUUAGACAAUGUCCUCAUGGGGAUGAUGAAGUUGGAUGUUAUAUCACAUGUCCUAUUGGGUGUUCAUGUGAAGGGAAUGGACUAACAACUGUAGAGAAAAACGGAUUUGAUGGACUUGUAUCUCUUUUGUUUAUUGAUUUGAGACAAAACGAUGUGACAAAAUUUUCUCCUGAUAUAUUUUCUCGCCUUUCUCAUUUAACACAAAUGAAAACUGAUUCCUAUAUAUUUUGUUGUUUAAAACCAGAAUCUGUUUCCGCAGACAAUUGUUUCCCCAAAAUGGACGAAUUUUCCUCGUGUAGGGAUUUGAUGAGAAAUGAUGUAUUGCGAGGGUGCCUAUGGAUUAUUGCUAUAAAUGCCUUAAUUGGAAAUGUUGGAGUUAUACUUUAUCGUAUAAUCUACGAAAACACGCUGGUAUUUAAGGCAAAUUGGUUAUUUAUUAUGAACCUUGGUGUUUCAGACAUGUUGAUGGGUGUGUACCUAGGGAUCAUUGCUUUUGUUGAUAUGUACUACUCUGGAAACUACAUUUUACAUGACAGAGAAUGGCGAGAUAGUACUGUAUGUAAAUUUGCAGGUAUCCUUGCGGCCAUUUCAUGUGAGGCAUCUGUUUGUUUUGUCAUGUUAACGACUUUUGAUUGCUAUCUAAUGGUACAGUUCCCAUUUGGCAGAUGGAGGAUAACAUACAAAACAGCAAAGGUUUCGACUUUGGUUUGCUGGUUAUUUGUAAUCAUUAUAGCUGUGGUCCCGAUUUUUGAAACGGCAUAUUUUUCUAAUAUGUUUUAUUCCAGAACAGCAGUUUGUUUGGCUUUACCAUUUUCCCGACAGAAAGUCAGCGGAUGGGAAUAUUCAACAGCUAUUUUCGUGUUUUUCAAUUGUAUUGCGUUUAUUGUAAUAGCUUGGUGCCAAUUGUCAAUUUACCAAAUAGCUAAAAGUAGUAAUAGAAUAAUGACGAAGAGGACAAAACAAGACCUAACACUGGCUAGACGAUUAUUCUUAAUUGUUUUAACGGACUUUCUUUGUUGGUUUCCUGUUGGAAUAAUGGGUAUACUAGCAAUGGCUGGUCAAGUAUUUCCGUCAGAAGUUUAUUCUUGGGUGGCUGUAUUUGUGAUGCCACUAAACGCAGCAUUGAACCCUUUUCUUUAUACGUUUUCAACAAUAAAGCAGAUGCAUCUGAUGAAAUUUGCAAGGCUUCUGUAUUUAUCAACAAUGCACAGAUUCUUCAGACGAGGCACAUAA